ACCCGACAGGCCCCUCCCCUCCCCUAAGGCCCCGCCCACCAGGCGGCCUGUUUUCGCCUUCAAGUACCACGGGCGACAGCAAAGGCGGCUGUCGUGCUCGGACCUUGAAGCGAUGGGACUUCCCGAGGAGCGGGGCCGGAACGGCAGCGGGAGCGUUGGCCGGGAGGAGGCUGGGACCCGGAGCCGUGUGCGGAGUUGGUCUCCGCCGCCCGAGGUUAGCCGUUCCGCGCACGUCCCCUCGCUGCAGUGCUACCGCCAGCUGCACCGGCGCUCUGUGGAGGAGCCGCGAGAAUUUUGGGGAGACAUUGCCAAGGAAUUUUAUUGGAAGACUUCAUGUCCUGGCCCAUUCCUCAAGUACAACUUUGAUGUGACUAAAGGGAAAAUAUUCAUUGAGUGGAUGAAAGGAGCAACUACCAACAUCUGUUACAACGUACUGGAUCGAAAUGUCCACGAGAAAAAACUUGGCGAUAAAAUUGCUUUUUACUGGGAGGGCAAUGAGCCAGAGGAGACCACCCAGAUCACAUACCGUGAACUUUUGAUCCAAGUGUGUCAGUUCAGCAAUGUUCUCCGAAAACAGGGCAUUCGGAAGGGCGACCGAGUGGCUAUUUACAUGCCCAUGAUACCGAAGCUUGUGGUAGCCAUGCUGGCAUGUGCCCGCAUUGGGGCUCUUCACUCCAUUGUGUUUGCAGGCUUCUCUGCAGGGUCUCUAUGUGAACGGAUCCUGGAUUCCAGUUGCAGCCUUCUCAUCACUACAGAUGCCUUCUACAGGGGGGAAAAGCUUGUGAACCUGAAGGAGCUGACUGAUGAGGCCCUGGAGAAAUGUCGGGAGAAGGGUUUCCCAGUGAGAUGCUGCAUUGUGGUCAAGCACCUGAGACGGUCGGAGCUGGGCACAAGUGACUCUUCCAGCCAGUCUCCACCAAAUAAGAGACAAUGCCCAGAUGUGCAGAUCCCUUGGAACGAGGGGGUUGACUUGUGGUGGCAUGAACUCAUAAAGGAGGCAGGGGAUGAGUGUGAGCCUGAGUGGUGUGAUGCUGAGGACCCGCUCUUCAUCCUGUACACCAGUGGCUCCACAGGCAAACCCAAGGGUGUGGUACACACAGUUGGAGGCUACAUGCUCUACGUGGCCGCAACCUUCAAGUAUGUGUUUGACUUCCACCCGGAGGACGUGUUCUGGUGCACAGCAGACAUUGGCUGGAUCACUGGCCAUUCCUAUGUCACCUAUGGGCCACUGGCCAACGGCGCCACCAGUGUUUUGUUUGAGGGGAUCCCCACAUACCCGGACGUGAGCCGCCUGUGGAGCAUCGUGGACAAGUACAAGGUGACCAAGUUCUACACAGCACCCACAGCUAUCCGCCUGCUCAUGAAGUUUGGAGAUGAGCCCGUCACCAAGCAUAGCCGGGCAUCCUUAAAGGUGCUAGGAACUGUGGGUGAACCCAUCAACCCCGAGGCCUGGCUGUGGUACCACCGGGUGGUGGGUGCCCAGCGCUGCCCCAUCGUGGACACCUUCUGGCAGACGGAGACAGGUGGCCAUAUGCUGACGCCUCUCCCUGGUGCCAUACCCAUGAAGCCUGGUUCUGCUACCUUCCCGUUCUUUGGUGUAGCUCCUGCAAUCCUGAAUGAGUCUGGGGAAGAGUUGGAAGGUGAAGCUGAAGGUUAUCUGGUAUUCAAGCAGCCCUGGCCAGGGAUCAUGCGCACAGUCUAUGGGAAUCACGAACGCUUUGAGAACACCUACUUUAAGAAGUUCCCUGGGUACUACGUGACAGGAGAUGGCUGCCGGCGGGACCAGGAUGGCUAUUACUGGAUCACUGGCAGGAUUGAUGACAUGCUGAAUGUAUCUGGACACCUGCUGAGCACGGCCGAGGUGGAGUCAGCACUAGUGGAGCAUCAGGCUGUCGCCGAGGCAGCUGUGGUCAGCCACCCUCAUCCUGUGAAGGGCGAAUGUCUCUACUGCUUUGUCACCCUGUGUGAUGGCUACACCUUCAGCCCUACCCUCACCAUGGAGCUCAAGAAGCAGAUUAGAGAAAAGAUUGGCCCCAUUGCGACCCCGGAUUACAUCCAGAAUGCACCUGGCUUGCCUAAAACCCGCUCAGGGAAAAUCAUGAGGCGGGUGCUUCGGAAGAUCGCUCAGAAUGACCACGACCUGGGGGACAUAUCUACUGUUGCUGACCCAUCCGUCAUCAGCCAGCUCUUCAGCGACCGCUGCAUGACCAUCCAGUGAAUGAGACUCUGCCCUUUACCCAGUAUUCCCCCUGCUUGGCUUCCCAAAGUUUUGCCCACCCUCCCUGCCCCCAUCCAGGAGUGCUGAGGGCCAGGGAUGACCCAAACACCACCUCCCGCAAUCGGCUGUCUGGAACGCAGGACCAGCUUCGCCCCUGGGUGGAGGCAACUUUCUGUGACUGCCAGGCAGAUGGGACUGGGCCCAGGUCAGCCUCAGGUUGCUGUGCCUGCAAAGAGCCAUUGCAGCCCAGAUCAGGGACCUAAAGGUCAAGUCCCCAACCCAAGUUAAGUGUUCAGAGGGCAAGGCCUAGACUGAAGCAGGGAGGCAGCUCUGUAAUCCUUUGUCAACUCUCUCAGGAAGCACCAGUACUUAUCUUGGGCAUGCACUUGCCCUGAGAAACGCCUGUUAGUGAGUCCUGGAACAAAAGAUUAUUAUUUUUAUAAACAUUUGCUGCUUCUGUUCUGGGUCUUUUGUGCCAGAUGGCAGUGCUUGUCUGCCGAUUUGCUCCAGGGGAUGUACAGGCAGGCUGGUUCCAGACGGUUUGCAGAUCAUUUGCUUCUUUGCAGGAGUAAAUGUGUUUUGUUCCUAGGGCCAGAGGACCUUGUCUUCCUUGUUCUCUGUUUCCAACCUCCUCUGAACAGAGUCCUGCCCAUGAGAGUCCCUCUCAGAUGAAACUCUCUUUUCUUGCCCUGGUUGUGCUCAAGCCCUGUGGUUGUAGGAAUAAAGUCUAUGACCUCAA
Messenger RNA from Hipposideros armiger (great roundleaf bat), 2957 nucleotides. RefSeq names its product acyl-CoA synthetase short chain family member 2 (gene ACSS2). The transcript has 18 exons. Lineage: Eukaryota; Metazoa; Chordata; Mammalia; Chiroptera; Hipposideridae. The record is from RefSeq and is a predicted model, not a curated record. Gene Ontology annotation, cellular component: cytoplasm. The coding region runs from base 113 to 2218 and encodes 701 amino acids. Gene Ontology annotation, molecular function: AMP binding; acetyl-CoA synthetase activity.